Messenger RNA from Dromaius novaehollandiae (emu), 1467 nucleotides. It is a transcript of the gene DLX4, whose product is annotated as distal-less homeobox 4. Lineage: Eukaryota; Metazoa; Chordata; Aves; Casuariiformes; Dromaiidae. Gene Ontology annotation, molecular function: DNA-binding transcription factor activity, RNA polymerase II-specific; RNA polymerase II cis-regulatory region sequence-specific DNA binding. Gene Ontology annotation, biological process: negative regulation of transcription by RNA polymerase II; embryo development; cell differentiation. The transcript is spliced from 3 exons. The record is from RefSeq and is a predicted model, not a curated record. The coding region runs from base 62 to 739 and encodes 225 amino acids.
CGCGGGUGCCGCAGCGCGGAGCCCGUCGGGGGGCGGCGGGGGCUGCCCGGUGCGGCCCACCAUGACCAUGAGCUCCGUGGCCGAGAGCCUGCUGGGGCCCGACCCCUCCAAAGCCGCUUUCCUGGAGCGCGGCCUCCACCCCGCCGGCCGCCCCCCGCGCCCCCCGCCGCCCUUCGCCUCCUGCGGCCGGCCCGGGCCCUGCCCCUGCCCCGGCCCCUGCCCCGGCGGCGGCCCCUACCCGCCCUGCCCGCCGCCCCCGGCCCGGCUGGCCCCCGGCGCCAGGCUGCAGGACGCAGGGCACGACAAGACCCCGGCGGCCGCCGACGGCGAGCUGCGGCUCAGCGGCCGGGGGAGGAAGGCCCGCAAGCCCCGCACCGUCUACUCCAGCCCGCAGCUGCAGGCCCUCAACCAGCGCUUCCAGCAGACCCAGUACCUGGCGCUGCCCGAGCGCGCCGAGCUGGCCGCCCGCCUGGGGCUCACCCAGACCCAGGUGAAGAUCUGGUUCCAGAACAAGCGCUCCAAGUACAAGAAGGUGAAGCAGGGCUCGAGGGCGCCCGACGCGGAGCCCCUGCCCCCCUCCUCCUUGCUGUCCCCCUGCUCCCCCGGCAUCCCCCCGCUCUGGGACCUGCCCCUGCCGGCGAAGGGGCCCCCCCUCGCCCCCAGCAGCUACGGCAGCAGCUUCGGGCCCUGGUACCAGCCGCAGUUGCCGGACACCGGCCCCCGGGCCCCCAUGAUGUGAUGCUGCCUCGGCUCAGCACCCGCCGGCUGCGGGAGGGCCGGCGAGGGGGGAGGCACCGCUCCCCAACCCUCGGAGGGGCCGGGAGCCCCCGCGGAGACGCUGCGUCGCCCCAGCGAGCCCAGGAAGGGGGAGGAGGAGGAAGGCGACCGCUGUCUGCAGGGACCCGGCGAGCGGCCGCCCCGUCGCGGGCGAAGCCAGGCGGCUCCGGCACGGACCCCGGUGGGCGCUUCCCGGUGGGCAGGACUCGGAGCCCCCGGAUCCCUCCGCUGAUGGACGCAGGAGGGGUCUCCGGCGAGGGGGGCUCGGUGCAGCCCCGGGAGCCACCUGGACUAGGGGACACCCCCAGCCUGGCUUUAUUUAUGACGAUCGUCCCCUGUUGUGUGUGUGUCCCCUUUAUAAACAGGCUGUACGACUGUAAAGUGGCGGCUGCUCCUCGGUGCCUCCCGCUCCCGUCGGUGCGUUGCAGGGGGCUUUCGGGCGAGAGCGAGGGGAGAUGCUUGGAAAAGCUCCUGGGAAAAUAGCACCGGGUGGCCAGGAGCACGGGAAUGGGGGGCCGGGGCUGACCCCCCCCCGCUCCACAUCUGCGCGGGACCCACCGCUAUUUUCAGACAUGCGAUCGCUGCUCCAAAACGGAGGCGCAAUUAUAGUAAUUGUGGGCCCGGGCCCCUAAGAGAGGGGGCUUCUCGCCGCCUCCUCAGGGUAAUUACAGGCAAUUUGCAGCUGUGGAA